CUAAGGAUCCGAGCAGCUAUCGUCUCUCAACAAUUUGACUCUGGGAAAACGAUCUGAAGGGCAAGAGGCACCUUGAGUAGACACACUGCAUAAUCCCGAUGCACUGUGUAGCUUUCAGCGCGAAUUAACGCAAAAAUGAACCGGGCGGCGGCAGUGAGCAUACGCAACCCUUCACCUGAUCGAUCCAAGCUCCGCUCGCGUUUGAGCGCAUGUUCAGUUGCUAAAACCUACCAGCUCUCACCCGCAAAUGACACUCGAACUGAAUCCCGUGAUCGUGAAGCAUAAAACAGAAAGCGAGCCGAAUAGGGCCCAGAGUCAUCGGCCGAGUCAUUUCGGCCGAAGUGUUUUAUGAAGCCCCGACUUCCGUGCAUCCCUCUCUACUCUUCCCACUACCUCCAUGGCCCCCAGAUCCUUUCGCGUAGUCGUCCUUCCAGGCGAUGGCAUCGGACCUGAAGUCGUUGGACAAGCAACGCGCGUCCUUGAGGCAGUCUCUGCCGCGUCACCCGACUUCGACCUCAAACUAGAGGUCCAUCAAUUUGGUGGAUGCGCCAUCGAUUCCACAGGCGAUUCCCUCCCUCCGUCCACGCUCGAAGCAUGCGAGCAAGCUGAUGCCAUCCUCAUGGGUGCUAUCGGCGGCCCCAAGUGGGGCGUGGACGCAAAAGUUCGGCCGGAAGUCGGUCUACUCAAAUUGCGCAAGGCGCUUGGGCUCUACGCCAACAUCCGGCCGGCCAACUUCGCUUCCGAUACUCUCGUCGCCGCCUCCCCCCUCAAGCCGGAGAUCGUCAAGGGCACCGAGAUCAUCGUCGUGCGGGAGCUUAUCGGCGGUCUGUACUUCGGUGAGCGGCAGGAACUUGGAGCCUCCGCAGACCCGGCCCAAAAGUCCACUGCAUGGGACACGAUGGUUUACAGUGUCGCUGAAGUCGAGCGCAUCACUCGUGUUGCGGCGAAUUUGGCUCUGGGCUCCAACCCCCCUCUCCCAAUCCACUCCAUUGACAAGGCAAACGUGCUCGCAAGCUCUCGUCUCUGGCGUAAAGUCGUCACCGAGACCCUCGCCAAAGAGUAUCCCCAGAUCCCACUCGAUCACCAUCUGGUGGACUCGGCUGCGAUGCUGAUCGUCGCCAACCCGCGAAAAUUGAACGGGGUCAUCGUCACCGAGAAUCUGUUCGGCGAUAUCCUCUCGGACCAAUCCAGCGUGAUUCCAGGGUCACUAGGUCUUCUCCCCUCCGCCUCGCUUGCAGGGUCCCCCGUUCUGCCCUCGUCCUCGGACUUCAAGCCCACUCUCGGCCUGUACGAGCCCAUCCACGGCUCGGCACCUGACAUCGCCGGCCAGGGGAUCGCCAAUCCCGUUGGCACCAUCCUGAGCGCCGCCCUGCUGCUGCGCUACUCGUUGGGACUGGAGAAAGCCGCCGCAGCUAUCGAACUGGCUGUCAGGAAGGUGCUCGAUACUGGAUUGAGGACGAAGGACUUGGGAGGGGACGCAAAAACGGAGCACGUUGGCGACCAGGUUGUAGAAGUACUCAAAGGUCUGUUGUGAACAAACUUGUAAACGAAAAAUCCAUGUUGUACAUUGUAAUGGUUGUAUCCAUUGUCUGAUCGCUUUUUCUGCCCCUUUCCCGUCCCAAUGAGAAUGUGGAAUCGGUGGAAUAAUCUAAGAUCUC
Messenger RNA from Mycena citricolor, 1658 nucleotides. The record is from the annotation of a GenBank genome assembly. Lineage: Eukaryota; Fungi; Basidiomycota; Agaricomycetes; Agaricales; Mycenaceae.